AUGAAUCGAUUCAUGCACCAGACCCGGCCUUAUCUUCUGGGCCAGCGGAAAUCCCCGUUUGCUUGGAAUGCCUGCGCGAUGACGGCUGCGACCUGGUCCAGAUCGCCGCCGUCGUCCACCUCGGGCUCCAGCGUGCUUGGAUCGCACCGCCGCCUCGCAACACACGCUGCAAUCCCCUCCUCCUCCUCUUCCUUGUCUGCCCUAUCGCCCCUCUCGGUGCCUCAACUGACGGCACCAGACCCGAGCUACGCCACGCACCGCUCUCACCUCCGGCAGGUCGCCGCCCACCUCGAGGAGCACGGCAUCCUCAAGAUCAGCCUCCGGUUUCCCGACACCAGCAGUGCCUUUCUGCACCAGCUCCUCCUGGGCCUCCACGCGCACGAAGGCCACCAGCUGCCAAUCAGCCACAGCGCGGGCCGUGGCUGGUUCUGGGAUGUGAGGCCGGUAGACCCUGCUUCCUUCUCCUCUUCAACCUCUGCCCCUUCGUCCUCGUCCUCUGACUUCUCAUCCGAGUCUCUCCCCACAGCCUACCAGUCCGGGAGCGCCCAUCAGGCACGCUCCGAGACCAUGGGCGAGUUCCCCUGGCACACGGACUGCAGCUAUGAGAACCCCCCGCCGCGCUACUUUGCACUCCAGGUGCUACAGCACGACCGGCGCGGUGGGGGCACGCUGUCCGUCAUGGACGUCAGGCGGUUGGUGAGCACUGGGGAGCACCUCUCCCCCGCGGCGCGCGCGGUGCUGGCGACGCCGCAGUUCCGGAUGGCCAUCCCCCCCGAGUUCAUCAAGGACCCCUGCCGGGACUCUAUCGUCGGCAGUCUGUUGGCCAUUGAGCCCACCGCGGCCGCCACCGCCGAGACGAGCAGACUCCUGGGGGGGCCAGGGGGAUCCCUGCCGUCGCCGUCGUCACCACCAUCAGCAGACGCCGAGUCAUCACCUGCAUCGCAUUCGGUAGCGUCAAAGUGGAUGAGGACGUCGAUGAGGUUUCGGGGCGACAUCAUCACGCCGCUGACAGACGAGGCAGCACAGGCACUAGACGAGCUCGAUGCUGCACUGUGUCGGGCGGGCGGGCAAUCGCGUUACACGAUGCACCUGUCCUCGCACGACAUGCCGACGGGCACCAUUCUCCUCGUCGACAACCGCCGCUGGCUGCACGCCAGGAACGAGGUGCGCGACGCGCAGCGCCAUCUCCGGCGUGUGAGGUGGGAUGCCGUCGCCUUCUAG
This is a messenger RNA of Emericellopsis cladophorae, 1221 nucleotides long. RefSeq lists its product as uncharacterized. Gene Ontology annotation, molecular function: oxidoreductase activity. NCBI's taxonomy places the organism in Eukaryota, Fungi, Ascomycota, Sordariomycetes, Hypocreales, Bionectriaceae. Bases 1 to 1221 code for a protein of 406 amino acids. The record is from RefSeq and is a predicted model, not a curated record. The transcript has a single exon.